Messenger RNA from Fusarium tjaetaba, 1182 nucleotides. RefSeq lists its product as uncharacterized. Bases 1 to 1182 code for a protein of 393 amino acids. Lineage: Eukaryota; Fungi; Ascomycota; Sordariomycetes; Hypocreales; Nectriaceae. The record is from RefSeq and is a predicted model, not a curated record. The transcript has 3 exons.
AUGGACAUUCAGCAGUACCUCAUUCCCGAGCUUCCACAGGAGGAGUCUCCAGAUGGCUCGAACCACAUGAGCUUGUUUCCACAGAUGCCCCUGCAGGACUUGGAUUUCAAAUUGCAGAAUGUUCGGCAAUUCUUCCAUUUGGCCUGCAUUGCACCGGCACGAGACAGAGAUAACCUGAAGGAACUCGAAGCCAACUUCAGGGAAAGCGUGAAGACAGGCAACCUCCAGGAUCUUCAGGAGUUGAUCAACCCUUACCUACAACCACCAGAUAUCAGGAUCCUCCACAACAUCGAUUUCAUCCAGAACGAACUCUCUGGUGCGCCUGAGGAGAUCAGGGACUACUACCAGCAAUUGAUUCAGCGCAUCCAGCCAGGGCCUCAUGACCUUCGAGUCUCCCCAAACGCUCAAGAGUCAACAGACAGGAUCCUCGAGUACACAGGGACAUACAAGUCCCGAUAUGGCUCAGCCCGUCACUUUAUGAGGCGGCUGAGGCUGGUAUAUCGGAGGCUGAAGAAAUUCUGUGACUGUAGAGGCAGUUUGCAGCACCGUGAAAUGGAUCGCCUCGAAGAAGUUAAGGAACGUUGCCGGCACCCAGCUGUCGUCCUAGGGAAUGGCCUCCAGUACCUGCAGUCUAUCGGGACGAACAACCAACGCGUUGAUCUCAUCUCAGCCUUACCGGCUCUCAUGUUGGCGUAUAGCUUGAUCCAUCAGGUGCCAGGCCCAGUCAAAGAGCUGGAAGAGAUGUUCAACGGAGAUCUUGGCCGAUGGAAGACCAUCAGCAUCCAGAACCAACCUGACCUCCGCUUGUUCGAGGCGGUCGCAGGUGCUGCAUUUGCAGUCAAAUCUUUUCCCCAGGCUGCAGACAUGUACCAGCUCAACCUCAACAGCACUGCGCAACUGCAAUCUGUGGCUUUCGAUUUCAUCCUUCAAGCGUCCUCCGCCAUUCAAGAAAUGCACGCUGAAGGUCUGGACGUGGAUGCACCCCAAAGCACAAUGGAAAAUUCAGUUGGGGUUAGCGAAGAUCACAAAGCUCCAGACCAGCACGAUUCUGGCAUUAGCAUGUACACUCCCGUUGAAGACGGCAUGUACUCUCAGAUGCUAGGUGAGGACGACGACUAUUCCUCGGCUGAUGCCCACCUCGGGCCCGAAUCUCAGUGCUCCUAUGGCUUUGUCGACCUGUAA